Lobosporangium transversale is the source of this 1016-nucleotide messenger RNA. RefSeq lists its product as hypothetical. The transcript has a single exon. Bases 30 to 953 code for a protein of 307 amino acids. The record is from RefSeq and is a predicted model, not a curated record. Lineage: Eukaryota; Fungi; Mortierellomycota; Mortierellomycetes; Mortierellales; Mortierellaceae.
UUUUUUUCCCCUGAUCUUAAUCCUACACCAUGUUCAACAACAAGACCAACAAACGCAUCUCCCUUAACCCUAUUGACAAGAGUCAGUAUGAUGGUGAUACAACCCCCAUUAUGACUGACUAUAUCCCUUCAACCACCCCUACUUCUGCAACAUUUCCUUCUUCUCCCAGACAACAAGAUCAUGGGAGCGGUAGAGGAGGAUAUCAACAGGCACAUCGAGGAAACGGCGGGGCUUCAGGAGGACGCGGAUAUGACAAUGGGUUGAAAUCAGCACCUAUCCAGCUGCCGAGCGGAGAUUACGGUGACAAUCAUAGUAACAGGUCCCAACAUGGUCAAGGAUACAGCAAUGGUGGAAAUGGUGCGCGCAGAAAUAACACCUACCAUAGCAGUAGUCCAAACCAUCAACAGCUUCGCCAUCAUGCGACUCAUCGUAGCAAUAAUAGUAGCCAUAGCGGCAAUGGUGGCGGUAACGGCAAUGGUCGUCGCUAUCGAAACCAACAACCUAUGCCAACGCAACAGAUGACAUACCCCUCAUCGCGAAGCCAAUCAGACUUGCAUAAUGGAUACCAAUCUUCACAACCAAUCUAUUCGCCUACGGCAUCAUCUUUCCAUAGCCAAUACUCAUCAUCACCAGGAUCUCCUCUACCACCCUAUAUAGAGCGACCGACCAUGAAUCCACCACCCCCAAGCUAUUCACCAUCAACACGCGAUGGCAAAGGAGGUCGAAUGCCACCAUCUCGAUCAACCAGUGACCCGGAGUUGGCAUUGUAUGAGUCUAGUGCAUACUAUACCGAUCGCAACCGAAUGCAACAACAACAGAAGCAAAUGAUGCAACAGCGACGGAAGCAACAACAAGAGGCGCAAGAUAAGGAAUGCUGUUCCUGUUGCAGAGAUAUGGGCGAGUUUUGUCCUUGCUUUUGCUUCUGUUGCAUGUUUGGUGCAGCGGCUGCAUGAUAUCCCAACUUGCUCUUACUCUCUUUUUCAUUUCUAUUCCCACUCCUUCACUUCUUUCUCUCU